CUGUUUGCUACUCUCCUGUGUUGCUUGGAUAUGAAGCAGCUGUACUUUGUAGUCUUUAUGCAUAUGCGACUUCCCUAAUCAUGAAUCCUCAUUUUGUGUCCUCUACUUAGAGCUAGCCCAUGCAACUGACCAUGCAUAAGUUGGAAUUGGCUUGCAGCAAGAUCAGAAGCUCAGUUAGAUAAUCGAUCCAGCCAAGCAGUCCCAUGUCAUGUGCCCACCUACAUACGUUCCCGUUCUCCCCAUGCCCGCCACCGCCAAGCUCCCACCCGCGCUCUCCAAAUUCUACGACUCGAUGCCCGACGCGCCCGGAGUCGACGUCGCCCAGAUACGAGGCAACGCCCCACCCAGCGCCAAACGCGUCAACGCCAAUCUGCUCGCGUACUUCACCAGCGGGAGCGGGCCCGGGUCGAAGAUCGACGCGCCAUUCGCGAAGGCGGUGGGCGGCCAGCUGCGGCUCGCCCAGGUGGAUGUGUUCCGGGACGUGUUCGAGGACGGGGAGAACGUCAGGUGCAGAGUCGUCGUGGAAGUCGAGGUGUCGGAGAACAUGUGCAAUCUAUAUGGGACGAUGCAUGGCGGUUGCGCUGCAUACGUUGUUGACAAUGUGACGUUGUCUGCGACUAUCGGCCUCGGGCUCUCCCAGGACUUUGAUGGCACAGGCGUCUCUCAGUCGAUGAACAUCCGGUGGUUCGCCCCCGCUCAUCUAGGCUCGGCGAUACAGAUCACGGCCGAGGCAGUUUACGCGGAUAAACGACUGCGUCUGGCGCAGGCAGAGAUCCGCAACAAACUGACGGGACAGCUGUUGGUCUCUGGUGAUCACGCAUUACUGAAUGCUGGUCCAUCUUCCAAGCUAUGAACUGUUCUGGGUCGGUGCUGAUGAAUCUGAGAUACAAUGUGCUCCAAUACGGACUCAAUACAACUCUCGUUGCACCAGCCACUAACCUGUCCUCGUCAUGGCAGCCGGUUGCCCGAUGGCGUGCGCUCUUGAUCCGCCCACAAUUUUCCAGCACGCCUCGAGUCGACAACACCGGUUGGACUCAUGUGCAGGAACAGGAACCGAAGCGGCCACUCGUUCUCCGGCACGAUCACAUCGAAGCAUCCACGUAGAUCACAUCCUGCAUUGUGCCCGAAGGGCCAGAGUCGCUUAGCGAGGUGCCGUGUUCCAAUUGCCGAGGCAUAGCUACCUUCGCGUGCUGCGGGAAGGUCGUCAGGGCUCGACACGCAGCGUACUGGCCAGCGAGAAAGAAAAGUUGACCAGGGCGACUGGAUUUUUGCGGGACGGGGAGACGGACGUAUAAGGGCCGGCCGCGCGAAAACAAUUGGGAAGGAGGCGUCGACCUCAGUGACCACUGCAACCCCCAUAAGUUGCGAGUGGGAAGUUCCUAAUGUGCGCCGACUUGAACGCUAUUAGGCCGGCAUGCUAUUCCAGCCAGAACGUUUGCUUCGGUCUGCCACUCUAUUGCAAGAACAGCUGAAUUGCAUCCCGAUUCCCAUACGGCCAGAAAUCUGCGCUAGACCUUGGACAACUCUCGAUCCUCCGCAUCGUCGUCUGCUGAACUGCAGUAGGCAUGCCGACUA
This is a messenger RNA of Mycena citricolor, 1575 nucleotides long. NCBI's taxonomy places the organism in Eukaryota, Fungi, Basidiomycota, Agaricomycetes, Agaricales, Mycenaceae. The record is from the annotation of a GenBank genome assembly.